ACUUGAAUUCACAGAUAAAACUACGCCUGUUUGACCACGGAUUACUUUAGUUCCUCUGAAAGCGUGAUAUAUUACUGUAUAUGAUUAUUUUCUAUACAACGCCUCGUAAAUUGUCAUCCAACUCAUUUCGAUAAGCAAAAAAGAUAAUGCCAUUAUAAUAAUGCCAUAUAAGGUCUCACAGAAUCCAGAAAACACAAAACUUCUCCCAAGAAGAACAUCAUCAUCAUCAUUUUGGUUUUUUUGAUACCCAAAAAUGGAAACUUUGAUACAGGCGCCUUACGGCGCGACCGUGCGCCUCAUGUUAUCAUCACUGGAACGUAAUCUGUUGCCGGAUGCUGUCAUUAGAAGACUCACUCGGUUGCUUUUAGCCAGCCGCCUUCGCUCCGGUUACAAGCCCACUACAGAGCAGCAGCUUUCCGACCUUAUGGAAUUCGUUCAUUCAUUGAGAGAAAUGCCAAUAGCCAUCAAUACUGAAGAUGCAAAAGCUCAGCAUUAUGAACUUCCUACCUCCUUCUUCAAGCUUGUUCUUGGAGAACAUUUUAAAUACAGCUGUUGUCUAUUUACAGACAGCUCAAAGAGUCUAGAGGAUGCUGAGAAGGAAAUGUUGGAGCUUUACUGCAAGAGGUCACAACUAGAAGAUGGUCAUACUGUUCUUGAUGUUGGUUGUGGCUGGGGAUCUCUUUCUCUCUACAUUGCGCAAAAGUUCAGAAAUUGUAAGGUUACAGGGAUAUGCAAUUCAGUAACCCAGAAAGCACACAUUGAGGAGCAGUGCCGGGCUCGCCAGUUGCAGAAUCUUGAGAUUAUUGUUGCAGACAUUAGCACGUUUGAAAUGGAAGCAUCCUAUGACCGGAUAUUUUCCAUUGAAAUGUUUGAGGUAUGGCUCUCCCAUCCUUGUUUCCAAAAAGUACAUGUUGCCUGCCGUGUCUUAUUUUGUUUCCAUUUUUUCCCUUCCCCCUUCUUUUGGUUGGAAAAGCAUAUGAAAAAUUACAGGGACCUUCUCAAAAAAAUAUCAGCAUGGAUGAAGCCAGAUGGCCUUCUUUUUGUCCAUCACUUUUGCCAUAAAACAUUCGCCUACCACUUUGAGGAUAUAAGUGAAGAUGAUUGGAUUACUAGGUACUUCUUCUCUGGAGGUACAAUGCCUUCAGCAAAUAUGCUCCUUUAUUUUCAGGAUGAUGUAUCUGUGGUCAAUCAUUGGCUUGUUAAUGGCAAACACUAUGCGCAAACAAGUGAAGAGUGGCUUAAAAGAAUGGACCAGAAGUCGAGUUCUGUUAGACCAAUAAUGGAAUCAACGUAUGGGAAGGAUUCAGCUGUAAAAUGGACGGUCUAUUGGAGAACAUUCUUCAUUGCAGUGGCAGAACUUUUUGGCUAUAACAACGGAGAAGAGUGGAUGGUCGCACACUUCCUGUUCAAGAAAAAACUCUAAUAGCUGAUGCAAGCUAAUAUUUUCUACAAAAAUACACCUUAUUUGUUCGUUUAGUUACGAUUCGCAAUAAGUCAGUUGAAAGGUUUCUUUUUUACAGUGGGCUUUCAGAGUAUGCAGUCCUCUGUAACAAUAUGAUUUUUUUAAGUGCAAGCUAAGUAACUCAAUUUGUGUGCUUUCCCGAAGGGGGAAAAAAAGAAAGAAAGUAGGGAGGACCAAGAACAAACUCAUUUUGGUUAUCAACGAAGAGCAAACAAUUCGAUUUUGGUGUUAUUUCUAUUGACUAGUGUAAUCAGGCUCAUAUCCAUUUCUAUGUGAAUAAUGCCAGCAAUCUACCUUUUGUUCGGUUAUUACAAGGAUAAAUCUACCUGUAACACUUGUCCCUCACAUCCUAGUUAGAUUGACUGAGUACAAGAGUUGAAAACUAAUACAACAUAACCACUUGACGAAGCUUCAAUCGUCUGUAACCAUCUCAUAUUCAACAGCUGCUAGUAGCAUACUUCUCUGUCCACCUGCAAAAUACCAGAAUUUGAUUCAUAAAUCAAGUUACUAUUGCAGCAAUCUGCUCGGUAAUUGUAGAAUUCGUAAACUAAAAAGAUACAAGUGAUAGCCUAAAAACAGGAAUGUACUUAACCACCCAAAAAAAAGGACGAAAAACAAAGAGAAAUUCAAUUGAUCUGCAUUUACUUGACCUCUCAAAGAAACAUAAAGAGGACAGCAAAAAUAAAGAUGAAUUGGAGUACGAAAUCCAAAUUGGUUAAUGUUAAGCUCCAAAAAAGGUUCUGCCAACACUCAGCAUUUUACUAGGAAGAAAUUAGGUUUCACGCACUUAAUGUUGACUUCACGAUCAUGCCCAGUAAAAGGGAUUUUGCAUCAGAAAGGACAUACUCUCGCAGAAUCUUCAAUGCGAAUCCAGCAAUAAAAUCACAAGGAUACAUAUACAGUACAAGGAAAAACUGAAAAGUAAAAUGAAAACAACAAUGAAUUCAACAUAAUUAAGAUGGACAUGAAAGUCUGGAACUAAAAGAUUAACGAGCUAGAUCAUUGCAUUAUGAUUUCCUUAAGUGCAGCAACACAAUCUAACAGUUAUCAUUUAAAUCAUCCCCCUUUCUGGACCAUACAGACUAAAUCUAAAGAGUAUAAAAUAAGCUUCUCUAAAAUUAAACUCUUAUUUCCAGAAAAGAAAGAAAAAAUUAAACUCUCAUCAUAAACAUACUCUAAAAGGUACAUUUUUGGAAUAUUGACAUCACCAUGUGAUUGCAGAAGCGGCAAACAAACUUCUAAUAAGCAAAAUCAAAGGACGAUUUUGGCAUGAAAUGGGAUACAGAGAAAGCUAAAUCAAUAGAAAAAGGAUGAAAAAAUGGAUCAAAGAUACCCAAAAACAAAAAUGAGAUCAACAAAUCAUUUUAGUAAGAACAAGAUCGCUUUGUCCUUUUCAUUUCAGGAUAACAAAUGGUCGGCAGGAUUGCAAGCUGACCUCAAAAGAAUAGGAAAGCAUAAAGGUUUUCACUAACUAGAGAAUCUAUUCGGACAAUAUUCAAAAGAGAGGAUUAACAGAGAAACACAAAAGGGCCAUACAUACUUAAAAGGACACCAUUCUAGAUUCAGAAGGGAAUUUCAUUCUCGUAAAAGCACAAAGCAUCAAUUCCGGAAACUUUUCCAUGCCAAUGUCAACAGCAUCCAGUAUCCUACACUACUACUCAAACCAAGUAAUUUAGCAUCAAACAUCCAAUUCUUUAUGUCACCAAAAAAAAGGUGCACAUGUCAGGUUAGGAAAUCAAAAUUUAUACCUGAUGCGCAAGUACUGAUACCCACUUGUACUAUUUAUCCUACAUUUCUUGGGUGGUUUAAUAUCCAAAACACAGUGACUAAACUCUUACCACAGCUAUUUCAAAGCAAGUUAUCCAUGUUUUCAAUAGCGUGAUCUCAUCUAAUCAUAUAAUGAACCCAUAUCUUCAUCCAGCCUUGCAUAUUGGUACGAAGAUUAACUGUACUAAGAAGUUCAUGGAAGCAAAGACACAUUCAAUUCAAUGAAGAAAGGUGCCCAAUCAUAAGUACCUCAAUCUUGUAAUCUCCAUAUUAGCCAGAAACAUCAUUGGGGCUCUUAGUUUCAGCUUGAUUUGUCAAAUCCACAAUGCUAUCCGUUUCUAGGAAUCGACUCAAAUGCUUGUCAUCUAAAUGUUGCUGAAACACAAACGCACCAGAACUUUUACAACUGUAGAAAAAUUUUCACCAGAGAGUGAGUGAAUCUAACAAAAUUUGAGAGCUUACAGAUAAACAUUCCCUGUACUUCUGCCACUCAGUAGCACAAUCCUCCUUGUUCCAUUGACCUUUCAAGUACCUCUCAGAAUACCAUCUACACUACCCACAAAUUAAAACAAAACACACCAAAGAUUCAUCAAUUAAAAAAAAAAAAAAAAAAAAGGCCAAACAAGGAGAUAAAAUCCAAAAAAUAAAAAUCGGGGUUUAGGGUUUAAGGAUGAGAUAAACCCUUUGCAAUUCUCAUCUUCUCCCAAGGAAUCAAACAACAAAGAACAAAAUUCAAAGUUAGUUGGGGUUAAAUCUUUCAUUUAGAAAGGUUAGAAUCGUUCAUUACCGGUAGAAGCAUUUGUUAUAAGCAGCCCUGAGAUCAGCACAAGGUGAAGUUGGGCUCUUUUUCUCUCUCAGGAUUCCCAUAUUCGACGGUUCUGGUGAUUUCAACUAGAAUUCUAAUCACAACUUUUCUUGGAGCUGUUGUAGAAAUAAUUUCAAAUGGUCUAAUUUGACGGAUAUGUUGCCGCCUCCUUCCGGCAGUCCUUGCGGGAUUUCAGAUUUUUUGUCCGGCCGAGCCGUUCUCCCUCACUGGUGGUUUUGCCGCCUCGACGGUGUAGAGCGGAAGUCAGUUUCGAAAUAUUUUUGUUUCUUGGAGGGUAAGUUUGGAAAAAUUGUUUUAUUACUACCCGUACAUGUAAUUUGUACUCCCUCCGUCCCAUAAUUAUUGUCCAGUUUUACUAAAAUAAAAAAUUUUAUUUUUAGUCAAACUUAACUAUAUUUUACCUUAAAAAACC
Molecule: messenger RNA, 4467 nt
Organism: Oldenlandia corymbosa var. corymbosa
Lineage: Eukaryota; Viridiplantae; Streptophyta; Magnoliopsida; Gentianales; Rubiaceae
Source: the annotation of a GenBank genome assembly